Spirodela intermedia is the source of this 1139-nucleotide messenger RNA. The record is from the annotation of a GenBank genome assembly. NCBI's taxonomy places the organism in Eukaryota, Viridiplantae, Streptophyta, Magnoliopsida, Alismatales, Araceae.
AUGCCGCCGAUGCUGAUGUUGGCGCUGCUGUCGCCGGCGCUGCUCAGCUGGGCGGUCCGCGGGGCCGCAGCUGAGGCCGUGGUUACCGGCACCGUCUUCUGCGACCAAUGCCGUGACGGGGAGCGCGACUUAUUUGACUACCCGCUCGAAGGUCUGCCGGGGUGGUGCGAUAUAUAUAUCAUCUUCGGGGAUCAUCCGCCGCUCUUGAUCGCUGAGCUGAUGUAACCGCGGUGUUGUUGGCAGGGGCGAGGGUGGCCGUGGUGUGCACCGGCGGGGAUGGGCAUGUGGCCCUCUACGGAGAGGCGACGACGAACUGGUUCGGUGUUUACUGCGUGCAGUUCGAUGGCGGCCCUGAUCUCAGCUCGUGCUCUGCACAGGUGGUGAGCGGGACCCAGGAGUGCGGGGCGGCGGCGGGCCCGCCGGGGGGGCUUCACCUGCUGUUCGGGCUGUUCGGCACGGCGAUGUACGCGGCGGACGGCCUACUGGCGCUGCCUUCCCAGCCGUCGUCCUCUUGCCCGGGUUUCACCUCCCCUAGCCCUCUGGAGCAUAUCGCUGCACGUCCACCCACCCCGCCGGGGAGGGCAGCUCUUCCUCCCCCAUCACUCCCCUUCAGGCAGACCUCAGCCUGUCCAUGCGAGUACGCUCCCACCGCCCGCUCAUAUUUGCGCACGAGAUUCGUAGGGCUGCGAAAAGACCGGACUUUUAGCUUGUAAUUUCGAACCCAUGAAGCUAUUUCGAGGCGAUCAUUCUUUAUUUCAUUCCCACCGCUGGUUGGCAGGACGUGGACAGCACCGCAGUACGGAUGCUACUGGAAGAUGGUCUUCCCCGACACGAAGGUGGCAGCGGCGUUCGGGCUCGCCGCAGCCCGGCGUUACGGGACGGACAUGACGCUGAUGGAGGCCCUUCGAGGAAGGGGAGACCUCUACCGGACUCUGCUCAGGGAAGCAGUCACCGCCCUCCUCAACUCCUACCGCAGCCUGCUCUUCUUCUACCCGACGCGCAUCGUGAUCGACCACAUGAACUGGGCGCUGUCGGCGUCCCCUCGGCAGGCCCUCGUGGUCGCCCUGAGAUUCAAGAGGGCUAACUCCGGCGCCGCUGGGUACGGCGGUGCCCGAUGCGAUUUCGCCCCCUGCGACUAG